Gamsiella multidivaricata is the source of this 561-nucleotide messenger RNA. RefSeq lists its product as uncharacterized. The record is from RefSeq and is a predicted model, not a curated record. Gene Ontology annotation, molecular function: GTP binding. Bases 1 to 561 code for a protein of 186 amino acids. The transcript has a single exon. Lineage: Eukaryota; Fungi; Mortierellomycota; Mortierellomycetes; Mortierellales; Mortierellaceae.
AUGGCAGAGCAGAGUCUCAACACCGAGGAGCGCAUGGUCGCUGUGAUGUUUUUUGGCAACCCUGGCAGCGGAGAGAGUACUCUUCUCCCGCAGGCAGCUCGUGACUUUUCCUCUGGAGUCGAGUUCUUGGAGAGCGACUCUGAGGGGACCACCAUGGCCAGGAUCACUCUGAAUGGAAAACCUGCGGUGCUAAUCGACAUCCCAGGUCUAUUCAAGUCCGAUGGAGGCUGGUCUGAGAAGGAUGCUAAUGCGCUCAUGAAGGCCCUGAAGAAAGGGUAUGACUACAAGGUCAGUUUCUUCGCUCAAGCCUGUGACGAAGGCUUGAGAGCUGAGGAUCUAGUUUCGAUGUCCAAGAUAGAAAUGUGCAUUAGGCAAGCUGGUGCUGAUGGAGCCAAGACCGAGUUUAGGGUUAUAGUCGACCAAAUUGAGGAUGACAGGAUGUACAGGAUGUACGAAGAGAACUUUGUGAGGGAUAAUUUCAGGUCCUUCUUCGCGUCGAUGAAGACCAAGGGGGUUUGUUCUGAGAUCAAGGUCGACGGCGUAUUGUUGGUGCGGGUCUGA